AUGGCGCCCGUAUCGCUAGAAGACAACGUGCCUUCAAAGGCAAGAGAGUUGACAACUCGUAUCGUUCCCGCCAUCGAGGAAGAGCGGAAAACGACGUGGCGGCAUUUCUUCUGGGAUGCGUGGGACAAGACGCCCGAAGAGAGAAGGCUGAUUUUCAAGAUGGACAUCACUCUAAUGACCUUUGGAUGUCUUGGAACGUUUAUCAAAUCCAACUUGAACACGGCGUUUGUGUCUGGAAUGAAAGAGGAAAUGUCACUUUACGGGAAUGAACUCAAUUACGCCAACACCGCGUACAGUGUUGCGAACAUCAUAGGACUGUGGCCUGUCAGCAUUGCCCUGACUCGUUCGACCCCGAGAUACUUCAUACCACUCAUGGAAACAGGAUGGACCAUAUGCACUCUGGGUCAAGCCUUCAUGCGUACUCCGCUGCAAAUUGGUCAUUGGUCCUCAAUCAUCUACCUAUGCGGUGCAUGGUAUCAGAAACGAGAACUAUCCCGCAGAAUCGCAAUCAUGAACUGUGCCACAUCAAUCGGCCCCAUGUUUAGUUCGUACCUCCAAGCGGCGGCAUACACGGGACUGAAUGGUGUUCACGGCCUCUCAGGCUGGAGAUGGCUUUUUAUUAUUGACACCGUCAUUUCCGUCGGAAUCAUCAUCCCGCAAUUCUUCUUCUACCCGGAUGUCCCGGCGAGACAGCAGCCAAGCAUUGUCUUCAGCGAAGCCGAGAUAGAGCUCGCUCGAGGCCGCAACCCAAAGGAAGGCCGCGUCAAACAGGGAGCCUUUACCUGGGCCCAAGCCAAGCGCUGCGUCACGACCCCGGAUAUUUUCCUUUUGUGGCUGAUUUCUGUUUGCGACUCCGUCGCUCAUUUGCCCUCCGACUCCAUGGCGUUCUGGUUCAAGGCCUGGAACACCAUCAAACCGGGCUCCUAUACCGUCACACAGAUAAACAACUACACCACUCCUCUCGGAGGCGUGACCGUGAUCCUCACGCUGGUAUUUGCCUGGUCCAGUGACACUUGGUUGAAGGGCCGUCGCUGGCCAAUGUUGGUGGUCGGCGGUGUGGUCACCGGCAUAGUUUGCAUUCUACUGGCCGCCACGCCCGUCUUCCUCCAAAACAAAGCCUUCAGAUGGUUCCUCUACUACAACACGAACUGGGCAUUCACUGCCAACACCAUGUUUUGGUCCUGGACACACAAGACACACUGCACCUACAGACCCCUGUUCGCUUUUAAGACGGUCGAUCAACCUGUGGUUAUCGGCGGCAACUGGGGCGCGGCGGGGAUGGCGUUUCUCUAUGCGAUCGCCGCCCUCACGCUUGCUCACACUCAGUACAAGCGGGAGAGCAAGAGACUGGAGGCCGAGGUGGAGACGAGCAGCACGGAACACGGUGGUUAA
Molecule: messenger RNA, 1392 nt
Organism: Colletotrichum aenigma
Lineage: Eukaryota; Fungi; Ascomycota; Sordariomycetes; Glomerellales; Glomerellaceae
Gene: liz1-7
Product: Pantothenate transporter liz1
Exons: 16
Coding region: 1-1392 (463 amino acids)
Biological process (GO): transmembrane transport
Cellular component (GO): membrane
Molecular function (GO): transmembrane transporter activity
Source: RefSeq, a predicted model, not a curated record